CUUCUGCCCGCUCUUGGCUAGGCCUCGCUGCUCCAGGGCGGCCUUCAGGUCGGUCACCCGCAGCGCCUGAAGAGGCUUCCCGUCCAGAGUCACCUCCUCCAGCUCCGCCAUCUUGCGUGAGGUACUCGGGUCCCGUCCCGACGGCUUCGGGCAUCUUCGGUAAUUUCCGCCAACGCCCUUUGAACGUACCCGGCUGACCCCGCCCACUGCCAUAGUGAACCCCUCGAUUACCACUCAGAACUCCCCGGGUUCCUCCGGAACUACUCGGCUGUUUUCGCCUCCACUUCGGCGCCAAUCGGCUCUUCCGCUCGCCCUCCCCGCCUCCCCUCCCUCCCCCGGCUCUCGGAGUUCGGCUAUCUUCGUCUCGCCGGGGCUUUGAACCGACUCUCUUCGGACACCUUCGACUCGGGCCCAAGCGGAGUCGGAGCUGCUCGGCUAUCUCCGGCCGUAGGGCUCCGGCGCUGGGGCGCUUGGGUGUUUGGGGCUGGCCCGCGAGCGGAAGUGCGUGGGCUGCCCAGCUGGCCUUGCUUAGGGUUUUCAGGAAAUAUGGAAGCGGCUGCGGCGGUCGUCGGAGUCGAAGGGCGCUUGUGACGGUCUCCGGGUGCCCUCUGGAAGGAGAGGGGGAGGAAUGCCACUGGAAUCAUCACCUUUGAUACGACAGCCCUUCCCUUCUCCCUUGCCCUCAGUGCCAGGCAAUAUUAUUAACUCUUCCCGUCCCCCAAUGUCUUACAUCACAUCCCAGGAGAUGAAGUGUAUUCUGCGCUGGUUUGCGAGUUGGUCAGGUCCCCAGCGUGAACGUUUCCUACAGGACCUAGUAGCUAAGGCAGUGCCAGGAAAAUUACAGCCACUACUAGAUGGUUUGGAGCAGCUUAGUAUGUCUGGGGCAAACCGACCACCCUGUAUCUUUGAGUGCCAGCUACGACUCUGGGAUCAGUGGUUUCGAGGUUGGGCGGAAGAGGAGCGCAAUGAAUUUGUCAGGCAGCUGGAGGUCAGUGAGCCGGACUUCGUGGCAAAAUUUUACCAAGCGGUGGCUGCUACCGCUGGUAAGGACUAAACAGUAUUAAAAUCAGAGAAGAGGACCACAGCCGACGUUGACACAACAGGAAGACCUCUUCAGAUGUGCCACGCAGACAUCUGGAGACGGUAAUCUGCUGGGCUGACUAAAUCCGCUGACAGCACAGGUGUGAUCAUUUUAACAGUCACACAUCAACUGGAUUCCUAAUAUACACGUUUUCCACCUAAGCAAAUUGAGGUCAUCAGUCUUUGCUACCUUCUUGCCAGGUGACGUCAAGUUUCCCAGCACCAAAACACCAUAACCCAAGCUUGGCCCACUGGGUCAUAAGGAGUAUAAACAGAGUCCUCCUUGUGUAACAAACUAGGUGACAUCCAGCUUUCCCAGUAAUGUAACAAAGUAUGGAAAAUCGGGAGCGGAAGGUAAUUAUGCAUUCCUUUAUUGGACCCACGUAGUAAUGACUUGUUUUCCAAAGCAUAUAUGAUAUCUUUGAAACUGGGAGCGGGUGUUUUUACUCUGCAACUUUGACCUACAAUAAUAGGAAAACAAGCGACACUCUUGACAGAUUGAAGAGUUUAUUUUUUUAUGCCACAAUAAACACAUUUUCAGAA
Messenger RNA from Echinops telfairi (small Madagascar hedgehog), 1623 nucleotides. It is a transcript of the gene CUNH14orf119, whose product is annotated as chromosome unknown C14orf119 homolog. Lineage: Eukaryota; Metazoa; Chordata; Mammalia; Afrosoricida; Tenrecidae. The transcript is spliced from 2 exons. Bases 629 to 1054 code for a protein of 141 amino acids. The record is from RefSeq and is a predicted model, not a curated record.